UCCUCUCUCCUCCUCCCCAAGGAAAAAAAGAGAGAGAGAGAAGGGCUUCGCAGCUCGCCUCCUCGCCGCCGGUAGCUCCUCCCCUCGCGUCGGCUCCUACCCCGGUUACUCCGCCAUGUACCGCGCGGCAGCCAGCCUCGCCUCCAAGGCUCGGCAAGCCGGGAGCAGCGCUCGACAGGUUGGAAGCAGGCUUGCCUGGAGCAGGAACUAUGCUGCCAAGGAUAUCAAGUUUGGAGUUGAGGCCCGUGCUUUGAUGCUGAGGGGUGUUGAGGAGUUGGCAGAUGCAGUCAAAGUGACAAUGGGCCCUAAGGGACGCAAUGUGGUUAUUGAGCAGAGCUUUGGUGCACCAAAAGUCACAAAGGAUGGUGUGACUGUUGCCAAGAGCAUUGAGUUCAAGGAUAGAGUUAAGAAUGUUGGUGCAAGCCUUGUAAAGCAGGUUGCUAAUGCGACCAAUGAUACUGCUGGAGAUGGUACCACUUGUGCUACUGUUUUGACUAAAGCAAUAUUUACUGAGGGUUGCAAGUCUGUAGCUGCUGGCAUGAAUGCAAUGGAUCUAAGGCGUGGAAUCUCAAUGGCUGUUGAUGCUGUUGUAACUAAUCUAAAGGGCAUGGCUAGAAUGAUCAGCACAUCAGAGGAAAUAGCACAAGUGGGCACAAUAUCAGCAAACGGGGAAAGGGAAAUUGGUGAGCUUAUUGCAAAGGCUAUGGAGAAGGUUGGCAAAGAGGGCGUAAUCACCAUUGCGGAUGGUAACACCCUUUAUAAUGAGCUUGAAGUUGUGGAAGGCAUGAAACUUGAUAGAGGCUACAUCUCUCCUUACUUCAUUACCAACCCAAAGACCCAGAAAUGUGAACUGGAUGACCCCUUGAUCCUGAUACAUGACAAGAAGGUUUCGAACCUGCAUGCUGUAGUUAAAGUCUUGGAGUUGGCUCUGAAGAAGCAAAGGCCUCUGCUGAUUGUUGCUGAAGAUGUAGAAAGUGAGGCAUUGGGUACUUUGAUUAUUAACAAGCUUCGUGCAGGCAUCAAGGUAUGUGCUGUUAAAGCUCCUGGCUUUGGGGAGAACAGGAAAGCAAACUUGCAGGACCUUGCUAUCCUUACUGGAGGAGAAGUCAUUACGGAAGAGCUAGGAAUGAAUCUUGAGAAGUUUGAGCCUCAGAUGUUGGGUACAUGCAAGAAGGUAACUGUAUCUAAGGAUGACACUGUUAUUCUUGAUGGGGCUGGAGACAAGAAAUCCAUUGAAGAGAGGGCAGAGCAUAUUAGAUCUGCAAUUGAGCAAAGCACUUCGGAUUACGACAAGGAAAAGCUUCAGGAGCGGUUGGCAAAGCUCUCUGGAGGUGUUGCUGUUCUAAAGAUUGGAGGAGCCAGUGAAGCUGAAGUUGGUGAGAAGAAGGAUAGAGUGACAGAUGCAUUGAAUGCAACUAAAGCUGCUGUGGAAGAGGGUAUUGUACCAGGUGGAGGUGUUGCACUUCUGUAUGCAUCAAAGGAGCUGGAUAAAUUGCAGACUGCAAACUUUGAUCAAAAGAUUGGUGUACAAAUCAUCCAGAAUGCUUUGAAGACACCGGUGCACACUAUCGCUUCCAACGCAGGUGUGGAAGGGGCUGUUGUUGUGGGUAAGCUGUUGGAACAAGAUAAUACUGACCUUGGCUAUGAUGCUGCUAAAGGUGAAUAUGUUGACAUGGUGAAGGCCGGUAUCAUUGACCCACUAAAAGUGAUCAGAACUGCCUUGGUGGAUGCUGCAAGCGUUUCAUCUCUCAUGACAACCACAGAAUCCAUCGUUGUAGAGAUCCCCAAGGAAGAGAAAGAGGCGCCAGCGAUGGGAGGCAUGGGUGGAAUGGACUACUAAACAAAAAUCAACACCC
Messenger RNA from Oryza brachyantha (malo sina), 1856 nucleotides. RefSeq names its product chaperonin CPN60-1, mitochondrial. NCBI's taxonomy places the organism in Eukaryota, Viridiplantae, Streptophyta, Magnoliopsida, Poales, Poaceae. Gene Ontology annotation, cellular component: mitochondrion; cytosol. Gene Ontology annotation, biological process: protein refolding. Bases 116 to 1840 code for a protein of 574 amino acids. The record is from RefSeq and is a predicted model, not a curated record. The transcript has 18 exons. Gene Ontology annotation, molecular function: ATP binding; ATP-dependent protein folding chaperone.